Eimeria acervulina is the source of this 1065-nucleotide messenger RNA. RefSeq lists its product as hypothetical. Gene Ontology annotation, biological process: regulation of transcription by RNA polymerase II. Gene Ontology annotation, cellular component: nucleus. Bases 1 to 1065 code for a protein of 354 amino acids. NCBI's taxonomy places the organism in Eukaryota, Apicomplexa, Conoidasida, Eucoccidiorida, Eimeriidae. The transcript is spliced from 4 exons. Gene Ontology annotation, molecular function: transcription cis-regulatory region binding. The record is from RefSeq and is a predicted model, not a curated record.
AUGACUCGGUUGCUGCGACAGCUGCAGCUGCUGCUGCGGGAGCAGCAGCGAGGAGGCAGCUGCCUCUGUUGCAGCUUAUCAGCAGCACGGGCAGCACACCCAGCAGCAGCAACUCGCCUGGCAGCAGCAUCUGCUGCAGCAACAUCUGCUGCAGCAACAUCUGCAGCAGCAGUAGCAGCAGCAGCAGCUACAGCAGGGGCUUCUGGAGUACAGUCUCGUCGCUUGUAUGAAGGUUUCCCAACAGCCACAAAACCUGUUGCUGCUGCUGCUGCUGUAAAUAGAUUGUCUGCCUGCAGCAGCAGCAGCAGCAGCAGUAGCCACGGCUACAAUGCAGCAUUCACAUCCCUGCGGCAGCUGCUGCGACAGCAGCAGCAGCAGCACCGGCAACAGCAGCAGCAGCUGCAGCGCCGCACUUUCAGCAGCACCGCGGGGGCUGCUGCAGAGACGCAGGAUGCUUCAGCAGAUGCAGCAGCAGCAGUAGCAGCAGCAGGGAGAGAUGACCGUACACUUCAGAUGUUUUGUGUCUGCGCCCCCGGCCUGGAGGAAGUGCUAGCUCGCGAGCUGCAGCUGCUGCUGCUGUCUCCUCAGCCGCAUCUAGCUGCUGCUGCUGCUGCUGCUGCAGCUGGGGACACUGCAGCUGCGGUCGCAGCAGCAGCAGCAGCAGAAGCAGCAGCAGCAGCAUCAACUGUGUUGUCUGUAGAUGUACAAGAAGGAGGCGUUGCCUGCUCAGGACCCCCUGAGUUGCUGUGGAAUAUAGCGCUGCGCAGCCGCAUCGCUGAGGAAGUACGCGUUGCUGUGGGAGAGCCGUUUGUCGCUCGGGAGAAGUUUUUGGUGUUUUCAGCAACUUUUAAUGAACCUAAAAUUUCAGUAAGCAGCAGCAGCAGCAGCAGAAGCAGCAGAAGCAGCAGCAGCAGCAGCAGCAGGUGCAGCAGCAGCAAGAACGAGGGCAGCAGCACUGAGCAGCAUGCGGCCUUUAUCCUCGACUUCUGCCCCUGUAUCCGCAUGGAGACACCAGGGCAGCAACAGCAGCAGCAGCAGCAGCAGCAGCAGCUGCAGCAGCAAUAG